Messenger RNA from Nicotiana attenuata, 948 nucleotides. RefSeq lists its product as uncharacterized. The transcript has 2 exons. The record is from RefSeq and is a predicted model, not a curated record. NCBI's taxonomy places the organism in Eukaryota, Viridiplantae, Streptophyta, Magnoliopsida, Solanales, Solanaceae. Bases 1 to 948 code for a protein of 315 amino acids.
AUGUCUGAAGAUUGUGAAUGGAGGUUUAAGACUUCUAGCAUUAACAAAUCACAAUUAUUCAAAGUGAGAGAGUUCAAUGAUAAGCAUACAUGUCCGUUGAAGGAUAAGGUGUAUGAGCAACAUCAGGCAAGUAGCAGCCUUAUAGGUGGUAUGAUUAGGCCCAAGCUUACAAAUCAUAAGAGGAAAUACACCCCAAAGGAUAUCAUUGAUGAUGUGAAAACUGAUUUAGGUGUCGAUGUUAGUUACAUGUUGGCAUGGCGGGCUAAAGAAAAGGCAAUGAAUUUUUUGAGGGGUGAACCGGCUGAUUCAUACAAUAAAUUACCAGGAUACUUGUAUACAAUGGAUAUGACAUAUCCUGGUUCGCACAUUAGAAUGGUAAAAUUCCCACAAAAUGAGUUCAAGUAUGUGUAUAUAUCCUUGUAUGCCUUUAUAAAGGGGUUCGAUCAAUGUAGACCCAUUGUGGUUGUGGAUGGAAGCCACUUAAAAUCGUAUUAUACUGGGACUUUCGUCUCGGCCAGCACUUUGGAUGGUGCAGGUCAUAUACUUCCAAUAGCAUAUGAUGUUAUUGAUUCAGAGAACGAUGCUGCUUGGACGUGGUUCUUUGAGCAAUUCAAGGAAGCAUAUGGUGAGAGGGAAAGCAUGUGCAUCGUUUCUGAUAGGAAUGAAAGUAUCAUCAAGUCCGUAUCAAGAGUGUAUCCAACUGUACCACAUUUUGCUUGUAUAUGGUAUCUUUGGAACAACGUAUAUAAGAAAUUAAAAAAGAGUCAUUCAAAGUUAAGCGAGAUAUACUUCUCAAUGGCAAAAGCGUACACACAGGCUGAGUUUGACAGUCUAAUGGAGAAGGUGGAGAAGGUAGAUAUUAGGGUGAAGGAAUACUUGGAGUUAGCUGGAUACGAAAUGUGGGCUAGGUUGUAUGCACCUGUCAACAGGGGAUGGACAAUGACGUGA